AUGGUGAAGGAGAAGCCUAACUCGAUAAGGAUAUAUGACGACGAGGGGUUUAGGCGCCGCGCUGCUUGUAUAUGCGUACGAUCGGACGCCGAAACCGAGGUGUUGCUAGUGACGUCUUCUCGGCGACCUGACAACUGGAUCGUGCCGGGUGGCGGCGUGGAGCCCGAAGAAGAACCGUCGGUCACAGCGAUGCGGGAGGUGCUGGAGGAAGCCGGAGUCAUCGGCAAGCUGGGGAGAUGUCUGGGAGUCUUUGAGAACCGAGAGCACAAACACAGGACGGAGGUGUAUGUGAUGACCGUUACUCAGGAGCUGGCCGAGUGGGAAGAUUCACGGCUGAUGGGACGCAAGAGACAAUGGUUCUCCAUUGAAGAGGCUCUGGCUCAGCUCGCACUCCACAAACCCAUCCAGCGCCACUAUCUACAGCAGUUGAAGCGCUCCAAGAACAAGUCCGAUGAUGCUAGCUAG
Molecule: messenger RNA, 465 nt
Organism: Danaus chrysippus (African queen)
Lineage: Eukaryota; Metazoa; Arthropoda; Insecta; Lepidoptera; Nymphalidae
Source: the annotation of a GenBank genome assembly